GGUUCGGCUAGCGGCGCUGUGAUUGGUCGGUCAGGACUCCGCCCCCAGUACAUGUCAUUAGCAUCUCAUUAGUUGUCCGGUCGGGCUCCCGAGGAAGCCACCACCGCCAGUCUGAGGCAGGUGCCCGACAUGGCGAGUGCUGUGCUGCCGAGCGGAUCCCAGUGUGCGGCGGCGGUGGCGGCGGUGGCGGCGGCGGCGGCGCCUCCCGGGCUCCGACUCCGGCUUCUGCUGUUGCUCCUCUCCGCCGCGGCACUGAUCCCCACAGGCGAUGGACAGAAUUUGUUUACGAAAGAUGUGACAGUGAUCGAGGGAGAAGUCGCAACCAUCAGCUGCCAAGUCAAUAAGAGUGACGACUCUGUGAUUCAGCUGCUGAAUCCCAACAGGCAGACCAUUUAUUUCAGAGACUUCAGGCCUUUAAAGGACAGCAGGUUUCAGUUGCUGAAUUUUUCUAGCAGUGAACUCAAAGUGUCGCUGACAAAUGUCUCAAUUUCGGAUGAAGGGAGAUACUUUUGCCAGCUCUACACUGACCCCCCACAAGAAAGUUAUACCACAAUCACGGUGCUGGUCCCACCACGCAACCUGAUGAUCGAUAUCCAGAAAGACACAGCGGUGGAAGGCGAGGAGAUUGAAGUCAACUGCACUGCCAUGGCCAGCAAACCAGCCACGACCAUCAGGUGGUUCAAAGGAAACAAGGAGCUAAAAGGCAAAUCGGAGGUGGAGGAGUGGUCAGACAUGUACACUGUGACCAGUCAGCUGAUGCUGAAGGUGCACAAGGAGGACGACGGGGUCCCAGUGAUCUGUCAGGUGGAGCACCCAGCUGUCACCGGAAACUUGCAGACCCAGCGGUACCUUGAAGUACAGUAUAAGCCUCAAGUGCAUAUUCAGAUGACUUACCCUCUACAAGGCCUAACCCGGGAAGGGGAUGCGCUCGAGUUAACAUGCGAAGCCAUCGGGAAGCCCCAGCCGGUGAUGGUGACCUGGGUUAGAGUCGAUGACGAAAUGCCUCAGCACGCCGUCCUGUCCGGGCCCAACCUGUUCAUCAAUAACCUAAACAAAACAGAUAAUGGUACAUACCGCUGUGAAGCCUCUAACAUAGUGGGGAAAGCUCACUCGGAUUAUAUGCUGUAUGUUUACGAUUCUCGAGCCGGCGAGGAGGGCGCCAUCCGAGCGGUGGACCACGCCGUGAUCGGCGGUGUCGUGGCCGUGGUCGUGUUCGCCAUGCUGUGCUUGCUCAUCAUUUUGGGGCGCUAUUUUGCCAGACAUAAAGGCGUGUUCUCUCUAACCUCCUCCCAGAAUAAAGUGAUGGGGGGCUAUAGUGUUGCAGUUAGGAGCAUGCAUCUUUUAUCGUUUGGACAGGGAAGGGAAAAUGCCAUUACUGUCGUCAACUGAAAUGUCCUACUUGGGUUUUUUGCUCCUACUUCCCUGCCAAAGCCCAUUGCUGCUGCUGAAAGUUUAUAACAUUCACAGCUGUCCUUGAUGGCUUGAUUCUUAACACAGCCAGAAAUGUAGCCUGGGAGAUGCUUAAGACAGUUUAUGGAAAAUAAUAGAUUUCCUUGCAGAGACACCAGUGCAUCGAGAAGGGUCUUGAGUCACGUUAGACCCAGCCGAGAUCACCAAUUUUCUCCCUUUCCAGCUUCAGUUACAAAAGCU
Molecule: messenger RNA, 1650 nt
Organism: Odobenus rosmarus divergens (Pacific walrus)
Lineage: Eukaryota; Metazoa; Chordata; Mammalia; Carnivora; Odobenidae
Gene: CADM1
Product: cell adhesion molecule 1
Exons: 9
Coding region: 130-1389 (419 amino acids)
Biological process (GO): susceptibility to natural killer cell mediated cytotoxicity; detection of stimulus; cell recognition
Cellular component (GO): synapse; plasma membrane; neuron projection
Molecular function (GO): signaling receptor binding
Source: RefSeq, a predicted model, not a curated record